GAGCUACGCUGAGCAUUUUUUAGCAGCGAAAGAAAUUUGUAAAGCAAAACUGUGGAAACAAAAAGCAUUGAUUUCUUUGUACUUUUUCUUGGAAGUAGGGGAGAAAUAGAAAAGAGAACAAGGCAUGAACCUCGAAAUUUCAAUUUGAAGAAACGGAGUCUCCUUAUAUCCAACAGAGCCGAAUGAUAGUUAUGCUUUCAGCUAGAAGAAGUCAGCAACAACGCAACAAGCGCGAUAUUUCGCAACUUCAACAUUUCUGCCAAUUCAAGAUGUUUGUCUUUACUUUCCUGCAUUGAAACCGUGUGGGGGAAUAAGCGAUCGCAACCCAGGAAGCAGCGCUGCUGCUCGAUGGGUUUGCGGGUACCACAGCCCGUCGUGAAAAGCCACAAUAUCAUCCCGUGUUAGGCAGAACCUAACCAAGACAAGAACGUUUGCUCUCCGAGAAGAAUCCUCUUUCUCUUCGACGCACGUUGAAGUUCAUAAAUGUACGAGGUGGUACUGGCACAAGACGCGAAUAAUAGCCACGACCUCCGAAGGAGAAAAGGCAUUGACUUCUACAGAAGGGCAGAACAAAAGAAUACAUUGAAUUCUACCGGCUGCGCCUCCACGUUUCGAAAAAAAAUCAGAACAGAGCGAGAGAUCCUGUCCUACACCGGUGGAAGUAAAGCAGGUAGCAAGUCUGAGUAGGUUUGUCGACCAGAUAAAAGCAGGAAUAAGUUUCGAGCGCACUGAGAGAAGGUCAGUGAGGUCGAUCGCCUUCGAUUCCAAUCACGACUACAUCCUCCGGAGCAAUCAGCGGCAAUCGAGAUCGCUGCUGUUCGACAUCAAUUCGUCCCUUUUCAACCUCACUAAUAGAGGACACCUACAAGAUGACAACGCCAUUAAAGCCGCAGGCUAAACGGCGUUGUUGGGCCGAUGAGAGCGAAGAUCUAGGCUCUCCAGAUUUCGGUCCAAUGACUUUCACACCCAAACUUCAAGAGACUGAACAGUUUUCGUUAAACGACUCCCAGUCGACUGCUGGUGCCGCUGGAGGUGAUGGGGUACACUCGUCCUUCAUCUUUGUUAGUGUCUCAUCUUUAAUGUUUUUUAGUCUUGAUAAUAUUACACCAGUAAGUAUGUGACACACUGACACUCGCAUCUCGCACGAUAAUUCAUUCAAAAAUGAAGUUGCACAUGAAACUUUCAUGGUUACUUGUAUGUACUUGUCUUGUAUCAUGAAGCAAUGACUAUGACACAGUCUAGGAAAUAGAAGAAGACCCCAUUUAAGUCUAUCUGUCAUGACAUCCAUCUCCAAUAUAGAAAGUUUACGCCGUUGAAGUGUGGGAAGUUACGGAAAGUGUUAUGCCAGCGGAUAUAGAGCGCUGGUUCAAGAGUUUUGGUGUUGAGACACAGAAUGCUUGCAGAAAAGGAAAAUCUGCAACAUCAAAAACCAAGGACGAAAUUUGGUACGAAUUCUUGAUAUUCUACGUGUUUAUCUUCAUUUGUUUUCCCUUUGCCUUUAUCUUCAUCAGUUCCUUCUUGUGCUGAGAAACUAGUAACUAAGUAGAACUCAUUUAUUAGUCGUUCUACGUCUUCUUCUAGUAGUUGUAAAGAUAAAGUAGGUUUUUGUUGAUGUGCUAAGAAGUCUAUUCAAUGCCCAAAUACCUCCACAACGACACGUCCUUCUAUCUUGACUACUAAGCUGCCUUCUCUACAGCCUUCACGUAACCCUUGCAAACGAGGAGGCAUACAAAAAAGCAAUGAAAUUGACGGGAGCGAAACUCAACAAGGGUGUUGACCCGACUCAAAGUUUCAUCAGAAUACUGGAACCCAACAGCGCCCUCGUUGACAUACCAAUGUACUACUUUAAGUACAUAAACUUAUCGAUGGAAGAUUAAGUUGAAGAUGCUGAAGACUCCUCAGGUAGUAGUUGUACCAUUACCAACCUCAAGGAUUUGAAGUGUCUAGUUCCUAAUGCAGUGACGAUCACGAUGAUAUGACCAUUUAUAUUUGAUGUUCUUCUGAUAUGCUGUUUGAAGUAAUUUCUAUUUUUAAAAACUUUCUUGCAGCGACGCACCAAUUGAGCAAGAACGCGGUAAGAGCAGAAAAGGACGUGGUGGCAAGGGAAAUUCAAAAAAUCAGCAAUACAACAAUGGAAAUGGCAGAGGUACUUGCUUUUUCGUUUCGAUUAUCAUCAAUACCUAUCUUCGGGUUCGGCCUGUGUGCUCCACUCGAAGGUCGAACCAACGGAUUUAAGUGCUCAUACAGUGAACCCGCAACGAGGUUAUGAACAAGUGCUUCGAGGCGAUGAACCAUAUCGAGAUCCAAUAUGAGGUGCAUCAGAUCAGACGUGAUCCGAAAACACAAAAUGGUCAAGCUAGACUCAUGUCAGCUUGUCCAAACAAACUUCAACUUGACCUAAACGGUGAUCCAAAAAUAUGCACGAAUAUGCGAGGGCCGGGGUUUUAGUUCCACCUGCGAAUGAAAUUCAACUUAAACUUAAAGGAGAAUCAAUUAUAAUCGAAGACAGCAAAUCUGAGCAAUCGCUUCCAUCCACCUCUCUUUUUCCAUUUCCACCUAUCAUGGUCAAAACAAAACAAAAUUAUGGUCCUUCCCUUAUAUACUUAGAUCAUGACUUUGGUUAUCAUGGGUCGGCCUUGCUGUCUCCGAAGCAACGAAAUGCGCCACUGCCACGAAGUCCGCAGACUAUGGAUUGGCGUGGGGGCAACCGUGCAAAGAAUAAGUUCCAUGACGAUCACCCGGACCACUAUAUAAAUUUGCAAUAUCAGCAUGGUAGUGGUCAGCCGCAGCAGCAACAUAGUUCCGGUGGACAAGGACAAGGACACGGUGGACAGCACCACCAGUCACCCCAUUUGCUGGCAUCUAUCGCAGGAAAUAACUCUUCCGGCGGCGGUGGGAUGUUGAACAACAUGCACAGCGGGGGACAUGGACCACAGGGCCAGCAUGGAUCGCAUGUGUCGCCACCUGGACCUCAGGGAAUGAUGCAUCAUGGAAGCUCCGGAGGAUCCUACAAUAUCAAUAUGGGAGGUGGUCAACAUGCUCAACAUGGGUCGUCUGCCUCUAAAGGUGGUGCAGGGUCUGGCUCGGCGCAACAGCGAGGAAGCCAAAACUAUGGCGGCGGAUAUGGACUUGGACCCUCAUCUUCUGGAGCAAGUGGGUACAACAGUGCUUCUAUGCACCAAGGUCAACUUCCCGCUGGAGGAGCUCGGACGGGCAAACAGUGUCCGAAUGGGACUUCCAUGACCAGCACAGGCUCGUGCAGCACGCUUGGCCCGAACAACAAUGGUAAUACGAUGGCUGGCGGCACCAGCGGAUCCCAAAACCAGCAAAAUAAUGUGAGUGGACAGCACGCAGAGCAGCAAACACCUCAAAGAGGAGCGACUAAUGGAGACAACCAUCAUCUUGAUCUUGGCCGCCAAGGAAGCGGACUUCCUAUGCCACCAGUACCCGCCGGUGGAGGACGCCCGCAGGAGCUACGCCUAGACAACAAUUUGGACUAUAACCCUGCUUCCACCGUCGUUUACAACCUCCCAACAAAUCUACCCCAUGGAUACAACAUGCCACCGCCUCCGGUUGUCCCCCAUAACACGCCGCCGACCAAACGCAAAUUCUCUGGUGAGGCUCAUAAAUAUCAAUCAACAUCGUCAUCGUAGUUAUCGAAAAUGAGGAUGACUAAGACGCUCAUAAAAUAUGUAGUAAAAGACUAAGAUAGAUAAUUUUAGGUACCAUGGCUUUGUUGAUCGAAUGUAAUAUGUUGAAACAAUUUUCACAUAUUUAAGUAAGAACGCCAUGUGCUGCAUGUUUCUUUUAUUUUAGCUUUUGAGAGAAAAAGGAGAUCUCACAACACGCGCAACAGGGUCAAUUGGAUCUUUCACGUAUUUGUUCCUGAUCACGGAUCCUCACCUUCAGAUGAGCUGCAAGUAAUUGGAAGCCUCGGGAGAUGUAACUUAGAUCAUGAAAAGGAUCUUGAUCCCACGUUCUUUUGUUCUCGACUCAGUCCAUUCUUUCGCUAGACGUGUAAAAAAAAAAUUGAUACCCAGCUAGCCUCUGUUACCGAGUCUGGUUUUUGGUUCUGUUGUACUAGUACCAUCCAGAAGAUGAAUUCAAGAAUGACGAAGAUAAAGAUUGUCUGCAGUCAGUAGAAAAGAAGAAGGCCUCCCGCUUCCACCUCGAAUUUAACAAUCCAAAAAGUGUUUUUUUCAAUAACCACAGGCGUGAGCCACAGCCAUUACAGCGAGCAAGACGGAAGGUAUGGCGACCAUCACGACAAGCAGUCAUCUUACGGUGGUGGUGGUGGAAACUAUUCGUCCUCUGCAUCGAAGAGAAACCACGAUAAUAGGUAUGGUGGAGGCUACAACGACAACGACUAUGGUUAUUACAAUAGAACCACCUCUCACACAGCACAUGGUGCCAAAGACACUAGCGCAGGAAGCAGUAGCGGUGGUCACAAGGGUACUUGACAUUUAUCUCAUCAUCGUUGUCUGAAUAUAGGUUUCCUUGUUGACUAACUUUGUAACUCUACGAACCCAAUAUUGAAGAAUUUUCCUGUGCAUUCAUCAAAAUUUUGAUGUUCUCACUUGAUUGCGCCCUGAUGAUGCAUGGGGCUUAUACUAGAGCUUGUAAGCCGCCCCAUAUUUUCCUGGCUGCACUUUAUCUCGACCACCAGGCCGGGGUAACAAGGGUGGCGGCGGCAACUGGGGUAACGCGCAGAAAGACCAGAAUCAAAGCGGAGCGAGUGCAAGCUCUAGCAAGCAAGAUGGCGGAAAGCAAUCUCAAAACAAUGAGGGCAAUUCCGCAGCGACGAAGGCUUCAGCCCAGUCAGGAGGUACGAGUACAGAUGGAGGAGCGGGGGCCGCACCAGGUGGCUACAGAAGACUCGCGUUGAAGCCACGAACAGUACCACUCGAGCAAGUCGCCAAAGGCGAUCACCUCGAUUGCUACCUCGAGGCUAGACAGUACAUUUAUUUCCCUCUGGUCCAUCUUCUUGCAGCAGGUACAUAGCCGAUGACGUCAAUUUCUAUUAGUGACAUUCUGAAGACACCUUCAUUUUUCAUCAUAAAAAAAACAUUUUGUACUUGUACUUCACUUCAUUCUUUAUCUUCAUGAUCUUUGACUGGAACGACAGGGCCACUUCGAAAUCAGGGGAAGGCGAAAAGGAUGGUGCACCGGGUGAUUCCACGACUCCUGGGGCAUCCUCCGCGCCUUCUCACUCGACCACGGCCGGCACGUCAUCCAACCAACAAACAGGCAAGGGGACGCCAGCUGGUACUACGAGGUUUGUAGUGUCACAGUUAGUGUCCUCAUUUUUCUGACAUUGUGAUGAGCCAAAAUUUCUGAUGUCAGUAAUCGUUGUUCAAUUGCUAGUUGUUAUUGUCUGCUUAUAGUCAAGAGUAUUUUCUUUCCGUUUUUGCCUUCACCAGAUUUGUACUCAAGUUUUGAUUCGUCGCGCUCAGAAGCUGAGCAGCAGUCUGUUGGCGGCUCCGUUGCUGGCGGCGCCAACGACAACCAGCAGAACGCCCAGCAGGCAGCCUCUACUCCCUCCACUGGAGGAGGUGGUGGCGGACAGCCGCGAAACCAAGGCGGCAAGCGAAACCAAAUGCAGCAGUGGAACAAUAACUGGUCUGAAAACCAAGAAUGGACAGAUAACUCCGGAUGGCAUCAGCAAAACAAUAGACACCAUCAUGGCGGGGGAAAGAACAAGCAGGGCGGCGGUGGUGGAAAGCAUGGUGGAGGUAUAAACGUUGUUUUCCAGUGGUUCCUUUGUUUUGUACUGUGGUCGAGAAUUUUCUUAUUAUUCGCAAGUGUUAGUGUAAUUCCAAUAACAUACUCAACAACAAGAGACGAAUACUACAACAAGAAUCUAUAUUACAAUGUAGGUACGACUAUACUAUAGACAUAUUCAUAAUGCACAAUCUUUUCACUGAUUUCAGGUGGUGCAGCGCCUUGGGGUAAGCGUAGCGGAGACAGUCCUGAUGGCCGAAAUUUGAGCGAGCAAGACUACCCUUCUCUGUCCCGAGCCGACGCAGACCAAAGCUGGCGAAAAUGA
Amoebophrya sp. A25 is the source of this 6046-nucleotide messenger RNA. The record is from the annotation of a GenBank genome assembly. NCBI's taxonomy places the organism in Eukaryota, Dinophyceae, Syndiniales, Amoebophryaceae.